Talaromyces atroroseus is the source of this 1350-nucleotide messenger RNA. RefSeq lists its product as hypothetical. The record is from RefSeq and is a predicted model, not a curated record. The coding region runs from base 1 to 1350 and encodes 449 amino acids. The transcript is spliced from 3 exons. Lineage: Eukaryota; Fungi; Ascomycota; Eurotiomycetes; Eurotiales; Trichocomaceae.
AUGACAUCUCCAACGACUUUGCCAGAAUCCGUCACGCCGACUAUCAGCCUUCCAACAAACGAAAACGGGUCGUCACGAUCUACAGACAGUACACAGAGUUUGCGAUCUGAUACGCGCCGGAUAUCUUUUAUAGGAAGUGACCCGCCGAGAAGACGAUCUGCGCAGUCCAGUGGUUCGGACAGUCAAGCUGUUCCUGAGGGUAUGAUUAGCAAUAGUGGCAGGCAGACCCCAGUAGAAGGCAGGCCACCGAGAAGAAUUUCGUCUCCUCCGCCUCCCAGCACUUAUCAGCGUGGUGUUUCGUUCGAUACUUUCGAUAAUCGAGAUGCGGCCGACUUUUCCUUUACGUUAAACUACAAGCACAAAAAUUACCAGGCUACCAGACGAAGUCGCACGUUUCUAUGCGGCACAGAUCAGAACGACUACUCGGAAUUUGCCCUAGAUUGGUUAAUCGAUGAGUUGGUCGAUGACGGCGACGAGGUGAUAUGCCUACGAGUGGUUGAGAAGGAUUCAAAAAUUGCUAGCGAUGCCAGCCUCGAUGGCGGCAGGUAUCGUAAAGAGGCGGAGAAAUUGCUCAACCAAGUUAUCUCUAAAAAUCAACAAGAUGAGAAGGCUAUCAGUUUGGUUUUAGAACUCGCAGUCGGCAAGGUUCAAGAGAUUAUCCAGCGAAUGAUUCGCAUCUAUGAACCGGCUAUUCUUAUUGUGGGAACGCGAGGGCGUAGUCUAAGUGGCAUGCAGGGCUUGCUGCCUGGCUCGGUGUCCAAAUACUGUCUUCAACAAUCGCCCAUUCCAGUCGUCGUCGUGCGCCCCUCUACCAAGCGUGAGAAGAAAAAGAAGAAACGUCUUGCCGACCCAACCCGUCGCAGCUAUGGCAAUAUACUUCAAAUUAGCGAACAGCAAGGCAGCGGUUUAUUCAACAAGAAAGUCAGCUCGGAUACCAAUGUGGCCAAACUUCCCGCAGAAGAAGCAGCGGCAGUCGCUGAAGCGGUGGGGCUUCCUCGACGCUUUCAACAUGCACACACGGGCAGUGACUCUAAACUGUCCACUACCAGUUCAAAUACAGAGGAAGAUAAUACAAAAGACGGUUCGCGCACACAGACACCUCAACCGUCACCGGAAAUGGAAGAUGAAAAUGCCGGUCGAGUACUCAAGAGCCCUGGACUAGGUAACUUGGAUAGUCCACCGGAAAGCGAGAGUGAGAGCGAAACAGAAUCACGAGGUAGAAAUCGGUCGCCUCAGGUAGAGAUGAUAAUGCCUCUCGACACGCAGGGGAAUGAUGACGACAACGAAGAAGAAGACGAGGAGGCUAUUCAGCGAAUUUCGAGCAAGCUACAACUAGCUGACGGAUCAUGA